CAACCAUUUUGUAAGAUUUAAUUCACGGGGUGCGGCACUAUCUGCCGCCGGUGGUACCAUCAGCAGAAAGUUCUGAUUCCCCUAAAAAAGAAAAGAUUUUGUAUUGUUGGUAGAAUUUAUAGAUAUGAGGUUGAUAUGUAACUGAGGGGGGGGAAGAAGAAAAGUGGGGUGCAUCAGAAGAUGAACGUUGAUGCAGUGAGAUUCUGAAAACCAUGUUGUGUAGGAAAGGUUCGAGGAAUAGUGAAGCGGGAACGGUGCCGGUCUACCUUAAUGUGUACGAUCUGACACCCAUUAAUGGGUAUGCCUAUUGGUUUGGCCUCGGAGUUUACCAUUCUGGCGUACAAGUCCAUGGUAUUGAGUAUGCAUUCGGAGCUCAUGAGUACCCAACAACUGGAAUAUUUGAAGGGGAGCCAAAACAAUGCGAUGGAUUUACAUUUAGGAAGACAAUUUUGAUUGGGAAGACGGAUAUGGGGCAGACGGAAGUGAGGGCAGUCAUGGAGGAGCUGGCAGGGGAGUACCGAGGGAAUGCAUAUAAUUUGAUUACCAAAAACUGCAACCAUUUUUGCAAUGAUGCUUGUCUUAGACUCACUGGAAAUCCAAUCCCGAGUUGGGUUAAUCGGCUUGCUAGAAUCGGAUUUCUAUGCAAUUGUGUCCUUCCGGUGACUCUAAAUACAACCAAAGUUGGGCAUCAUCGAAUCGAAGAUAAGCCAUGUGAAGAAGAAAAGAAGAAAAUCACUAGCGACUCAAACAGACUCACUUGUUCUAAUUCAUCUUCUUCUUCAUCUUCUCCUUCUAGCUCUACAAUUCGCAGGGGUAGAAGCAGAAACAGACGUGCCCUUCCUCCAACUUCGCCUUUGAUUAUGGGUUCUUCAUCCUGAUGGUCAAUGUUUGAAAAUUGAUGUUUUUUUUUUCUUUUUUCUUUUUAAAUUAAAAAAAAAAAAAAAAACUCAAUGAAAGGAAGCAAAAUCAAAAUUUUAUAUUUUUCGUCCAUUCUUUUCAUGAGGUCUUCCCCCGAGAGAAACCUUGGAGGCAUGCAGCAAAUUACUGUACGAGUGCAUGCUUUUUGGGGGCAAGUUAUGAAAUGUCUCUGCAACAUUACAACCUCAUUUUGUAUGUUUUUUUGGAUAACUUCAUAACAAUUGCCUUGUGGGCAUAUUCUCAUC
Molecule: messenger RNA, 1163 nt
Organism: Juglans regia (Persian walnut)
Lineage: Eukaryota; Viridiplantae; Streptophyta; Magnoliopsida; Fagales; Juglandaceae
Product: deSI-like protein At4g17486
Exons: 3
Coding region: 213-878 (221 amino acids)
Biological process (GO): protein deubiquitination
Molecular function (GO): deubiquitinase activity
Source: RefSeq, a predicted model, not a curated record